Messenger RNA from Penicillium brevicompactum, 486 nucleotides. RefSeq names its product ubiquitin-like protein ATG12. The record is from RefSeq and is a predicted model, not a curated record. The transcript has 3 exons. The coding region runs from base 1 to 486 and encodes 161 amino acids. Gene Ontology annotation, cellular component: cytoplasm; Atg12-Atg5-Atg16 complex; phagophore assembly site membrane. Gene Ontology annotation, biological process: autophagosome assembly; C-terminal protein lipidation; autophagy of mitochondrion. Lineage: Eukaryota; Fungi; Ascomycota; Eurotiomycetes; Eurotiales; Aspergillaceae.
AUGAAUCCUGCUUCACCUUCCAGCUCGCCAAGGGGCUCACCAAACCCCGCACCCAACACACUACCCUUUCGCCCACCGCGAAGCACGGAUGCACCCGACACGCCUAUACCAGACGACCAUGGCGCAGAUCUACCGAUGAACAUGUCGGCCUCUGUCAUGCUCACCAAUCUGCCCCGCGAUGCGACACAGGCUCUGGCAGAUGUCGAAAGCAUCGACUCUGGCAAAGUCACCGUCCGAUUCCAGCCUCUGCCAUCAGCGCCAAUAUUGAAGAGCAAGGUGUUCAAGGUGAGCGCUUCACAGAAAUUUGAAACGGUCGUCAAGUUUCUGCGUAAGAAGUUGGAUUGCAAAGACACCGACUCGGUCUUCUGUUAUGUCAACAGUGUGUUCGCGCCCGGGUUAGAUGAAGGUGUCGGUGGACUAUGGAGGUGCUUCAAGACCGACGAUCAAUUGAUCGUAGCCUACUCAAUGACGCCGGCAUUCGGCUGA